AUGAUGUUCGCACGCCCAACCCUCCUCCGCGCCUCCCUCCGCGCAUUCAAUGCCACCGCUCGUCGCCCAGCCCAGCAGGCCUUCCGUCGCACUUAUGCCUCCUCUCCCGGUUCCGCUGCCGAGCAGGCCUCCAAGUCUAGCGACUUACCAUGGAUCCUCGCGUCCGUCGGUCUGACCGUUCCCUCGGCGUACUUCUUGCUCCAGUCUGGUCCGGAAAAGGGCCAUGAUGCUCAUGCUCAUGGGCAUGACGAAGGGGCGCAUGAGGAGCCGCAGAAGGAGGAAGAGCAGGGUGCUUCUGCCUCCGAGACGGAGUCUAAGCCUGAAUCUGAGGAUAAGUCUGAGGAGAAGAAGCCUGAGAAGGAAGAGAAGACUGAGGGGGAUAAGAAGGAGGACAACCCCCAGAAGGAAGAGAAUUCCGAGGAGAAGCCCAAGGAGAAGGCCGAGGAGAAGGCCGAGGAGAAGGCCGAGGAGAAGUCCGAAAAGGAAAACCAACCCCAGAAGGACGAGAAGACUGGGGAGCAGACAGAGGACAAGAGUGACAGCCAAGGAGAAGACUCCAAGCCCAAGGAGGAGUCUCCCGCCGAGAACUCCCAGUCUUGA
Aspergillus candidus is the source of this 600-nucleotide messenger RNA. RefSeq lists its product as uncharacterized. NCBI's taxonomy places the organism in Eukaryota, Fungi, Ascomycota, Eurotiomycetes, Eurotiales, Aspergillaceae. Bases 1 to 600 code for a protein of 199 amino acids. The record is from RefSeq and is a predicted model, not a curated record. The transcript is spliced from 2 exons.